This is a messenger RNA of Corylus avellana, 564 nucleotides long. RefSeq names its product protein NDR1-like. The record is from RefSeq and is a predicted model, not a curated record. Gene Ontology annotation, biological process: defense response to other organism. Gene Ontology annotation, cellular component: plasma membrane; plasmodesma. NCBI's taxonomy places the organism in Eukaryota, Viridiplantae, Streptophyta, Magnoliopsida, Fagales, Betulaceae.
AUGUGUGAAACCAAGAACUUGUAUUUAUGGCUUCUCCAAGUUGUAGCCCUCCUGGGUAUCCUAGCCUUAUGUCUAUGGCUAAUCCUACGUCCCAGACCCCCCCAAUACACCAUUGUUGACUUCUCCAUCCCACAGUCCUCGUUAGUCAAUAAGGAGGGUCAAAACGGCACCAUUUUAUACAAUCUUGAAAUUGAGAAUCCAAACACAGACUCCACUGUAUACUAUGAUGACAUUUUUCUCACAUUUUAUUUUGGGCAGGACACAGUGGGAGAGAAAAGAAUACCUGCUUUCCAUCAAGGUGGGAAAAGAACUCGUCAAAUAAUUGAUUAUGUGGAUGGCAAUCGAAGAGUGUGGAAAUCUGUUCUCAAUGCAUUAAUAUCGAAUGCAAAAGCAGAAUUGAAGGUGGGUUUACUGACUAGGAUUCGAUAUAAGACGUGGGGGAAGAAGAGUAAGCAUCAUAAAUUAGACUUGCAAGGUCUUCUACAAGUUGGCAAGGAUGGGAAGAUUUCAGGCAAGAAGAAGAAGAAUAAGCUGCACCCUACUUCCAAGAAAUGGAGGAGGUAG